Messenger RNA from Oncorhynchus keta (chum salmon), 4070 nucleotides. Its product is annotated as glycine-rich protein 1-like. The transcript is spliced from 13 exons. The record is from RefSeq and is a predicted model, not a curated record. Gene Ontology annotation, cellular component: membrane. Lineage: Eukaryota; Metazoa; Chordata; Actinopteri; Salmoniformes; Salmonidae. Bases 372 to 2003 code for a protein of 543 amino acids.
AAUGAGUACUGGGCGGAGAUCUUGUUCCUGAAGCUGGAAAGUGAAACUGAGAAAACCAUUUAGAAUGCGUGUUGCUGCUUGUAGCUGGAAGGUUAACAUUAUCACGUUUGUAAAAUUACUAUCAUCAUUAUAACCGAUGUGUGCUGUUACCUCGACCAAUCGGAUGGCACGCAUGUAGGGUGGUCGGCAAAAUAAUGUUGAGUACAGACUAUUAUUAUAACUUUCUCAAAGGGGUGACGACGAAUUAAAAAACAGAAAAAGUUUGAAUACCACUGACUUAAGUUUGCAUCUAAAUUUCACCUGAAGUUCCACCAACCCUGACUGAGAAUUUGACUGAAGCCCAAAGCGGUUAAACCCCAAAGCAAACGAAGAUGGCACCAAAAAUAAACUCGUCUCCACCAACCAAAUUUCUGCUGGUACCCGGUGAGCCGCAGGAGCCUUGGAAUGACUGGAUAGAAUAUUUUGAGUUGUACAUAAGAGGCUCGCCAGAGGAAGAGAAGAUAGCACUGUUAAACAUUUACCUUGGGAAGGAGGGACUGCGCAUCUUAAAUACUUUGACAACUAUUGAAACAUAUGCAGCAAUGAUUGAUGCCCUCAAUGCUUACUUCAGCAAUGCUCAGGAGCCUCGGGACUGUCAGGAGCCUCAGGACUGUCAGGAGCCUCAGGACCUGGAUGAUUCACAAAGAAUCAAACAGAACAGAAAAAGGAUGAUCAUUACAGGAGCAGCAGCAACAAUGGGUGCAGCUGCAGCAGUGGUGGGGGCACCAGUAGCCCUGGGAGUGGCAGGUUUGACUACUGUUGGGGUUGCUGCUGGAGCAACUGCAGGGGGCGCCGCAAUAGGAACAGGUACAAUUGCUGCAGCAGCAACAGCAACAGUGGGAGCAGUUGCGGCAGUGGCAAUGGCACCAGUUGUCCUAGGAGCGAUAGGAUUCACUGCUGGUGGGAUUGCUGCUGGAUCAUAUGCAGCAAGCAUGAUGUCUGCAGCGGCCGUGGUAAAUGGAGGUGGGGUAGCAGCAGGGGGUCUUGUUGCUGCUCUACAGACGGCAGGUGCUGCAGGGCUUUCAGGAGUGGCUACAGCGGCGGUGGGAGGUGCUGGAGCUGCGAUUAGUGGAGCCUUGGGAUGGGUGGCCGCAGGAGCAGGGUUGUCAGGAGCGGCAGCAGCUACUACAGCAGCUACGGCAGGUGCUGCAGGGCUCUCUGCAACGGCUACAGCAGCCGCAGGAGGUGUUGGAGCAGCAGUUGGGGGAACAGCAGGAUGGCUGGCUUCAAGGACUUGGACACCUGAAAAGGAGGAAGGAAAAGAUACAGGAGCAGCUACAGCAGGAGGUGCUGCAGGGCUUUCAGGAGAGUCUACAGAGGCUGUGGGAGGUGUUAGAGCAGCAGUUGUUGGAGCGUCUGAAGGGGAGGGAGGAGUCGAGGAGAGAGAGCUUUCAGGAACGACUACAGCAGCUACAGAAGGUGCUGCAGGGCUUUCAGGAGCGGCUACAGCGGCGGUGGGAGGUGCUGGAGCUGCGAUUACUGGAGCCUUGGGAUGGGUGGCCGCAGGAGCAGGGCUCUCAGGAGCGGCAGCAGCUACUACAGCAGCUACGGCAGGUGCUGCAGGGCUCUCUGCAACGGCUACAGCAGCCGCGGGAGGUGUUGGAGCAGCAGUUGGGGGAACAGCAGGAUGGCUGGCUUCAAGGACUUGGACACCUGAAAAGGAGGAAGGAAAAGAGACAGAAGCAACUACAGCAGCUGCUGCAGGAGGUCUUCCUCUAGGUGCCUCAGGAGAGGCUACAAAGGCUGUGGGAGGUGUUAGAGCAGUAGAGUUUGGAGCGUCUGAAGGGGAGGGAGGAGUCGAGGAGAGAGAGCUUUCAGGAACGACUACAGCAGCUGCAGAAGGUGCUGCAGGGCUUUCAGGAGAGGCUACAGCAGCUGUGGGUCGUGUUAAAACAGCAGUUGGUGGAGCGGCGGGAUGGCUGUUCUCAAGAAUCAGGACGUCUAAAAAGGAGGGAGGAGAGUAAAGAGGGAGGAUGAGAAGAGGGCCCUUUACAUAAACUGUUGAUGUUAUGAAUGUUUUUUUUUGUUGCUCCUUAAUUAUUUACAUUUACAUUUAAGUCAUUUUCUCAUUGGAAGAUUGCAAGUUCAAACCCCCAAGCUGACAAGGUACAAAUCUGUCGUUCUGCCCCUGAACAGGCAGUUAAACCACUGUUCCUAGGCCGUCAUUGAAAAUAAGAAUUUGUUCUUAACUGACUUGCCUAGUUAAAAUAAAGCUCAAAAUAUCAUUUUUAUUUCAGAUUUGAGUUUAUUUUAGCAAAUAUUUUCUCGAUAAAAAAACAUGAGCAUGUGCAGAGUAAUAGUUUGUGUGGAGGUGCUGACUAAUGACGAAUAAACUAUCAAAAUAAAGUUGCACUCUCCAUGUAUAAACCCCCAGCAAUUUAAUGGGUAUUUACCAACAUUUCGGCAUCAUUGUGCCUUCCUCAGGGUCUGAGUUUACAGUAAAUAUUUUCUCAACACUGUUUUCUUGGUUAAAAACUUCUUAGAUUUAUUUUUUAAGGGCUUGUAAGUAAGCAUUUUACUGUAAGGUCUACCCACACCUGUUGUAUUUGGUGCAUGUGACAAAUAACACUUGAUUUGAUUUUGAUUUGAAUGAUUUCAUAAUGGUGUUAUUUAUGAGUGCAUAUGUAAACCCCCUUUUGGUGUUGCCAAAACACAUACUGGUAUAUACCCACUCAACAUGUAUUGCAAACAGAUGCAUGCACAUCCACUCAGAAGAACAAUUAUGCAUGUGACAAAAUAAUUUUUCAAACAUACUUUCAAAAUAGAGGUCUAUUGUAUAAUGGAAACAUGUUUUUUUAGUUGUCACCAUACCCAGCCCUUUGACACACCAAACACCUGUUCUGUGUUUGGUGUGUCAAAGGGCUGGGUAUGGUGACAACUAAAAAAACAUGUUUCCAUUAUACAAUAGACCUCUAUUUUGAAAGUAUGUUUGAAAAAUUAUUUUGUCACAUGCAUAAUUGUUCUUCUGAGUGGAUGUGCAUGCAUCUGUUUGCAAUACAUUAUACAAUGUGCUUUGCAGGUGUGGUUCCCUUGCACAUGCUGAAGAAAUGUAAUUCAACCACUGCAAACCCUCAUACUUCCUGGCAAACAAAUUUUCCGGUGGAGUUUCAUUCAAAUAAGUUUUCAGUACAUUUAUUUCUAAAGACAUCCCUUUAAAUUUGCUGAAAAGCAUGUCGAUUUUUCUCAACAGGCUCACUAGAAUAUAUGGAGAGAAUGUUCAGAAUUUUAGAGAUCAAUGAAAGAAAGUAAUUUAAAUACACACAUUCGUCUCACUUCAGCACUAAUUAAAAAAUACUCUGAUCUUGUAUAUUAUUUCGGGUUCGGAAAGAAUUUAUGAAUAAAAAAAUCAGAGAAUUAUAUUGGUGAAUCAAAAAUACGGUGGUUUGAUUCAUCCUGAAAGUUGACAUAUUCAAUUGGUCAGUCCAUUAAAUAUUGGAAGGUGAGAAAAGUGUACAACAGGGGUUGAACAAGGAGUCCUAUAAAUCUACCCUAAUAAUCGUCACUAAUUACAGAUGACAACAGUCCAGUAGUCGUGAACCGUGCGCCAGACUCCAGGUUUUAUACUGCUAGGUAUGGUCUGCGUUCCAUAACGAUUCAAAUAGGCUACAUGCCCUUAAUUAUUGCACAACAUAUAAUACGUCAGCAUAAUAUGAUCCACUAUUGCUAGCAAUACUAAAGAACAACCACACAAACGUGACAGAGGAAAGAUUUAAAAAUGGAAUUAUGAGUGGCACCUUUAGGCCUAGAUUUCCGGGGCUAUUUGUUCCAGAAAGAAAUUGUUUUUCUGACUGAACCACAUCUUUUGACAGUAACGCAGUGUCCCGUUUUGGACGGAAGCUGAACUUUACAAUAUUAUAUUUAACCCUGUUUAAAAUGAGCAAUGUUGAGGUGGUAGAACUGACCAAAUGAAAUUAAUCGUAGACUUAUUAUAACCUAUUCCGUUCUACAGGUUAACAUGCUUGGCUCAUGUCUGUUAUUUCCAUAUAGACUAUGUAACUAUUUGUUAAAAAAAUAAAAGUGAAUUUAUUUCA